AUGUGCGGACGCUUCGCGCUGUACUACUCUCGAGAACAGCUUGAACGAGUUGCUGGAACAACUCGCUGGGCUGACGCGAAGGACCAGGAAAAGCGCUACCACUACCAGCCGCGCUACAAUGUAGCUCCGCAGCAAACGGUACCACUGCUGCGCACUGUUUCAGGCGAGCGUGUUCUGCAACCAAUGCGCUGGGCGUUUCCGAUUCGUGGGCGAACUUUUGGUAAGGGUGAGAGCCCUCCAAUCGUCAUCAACGUGCGGGCGGAGACUGCUCUUGAAAAGGCGAGCUUCCGGUCAGCGUUAGAUGCAGGUCAGCGCGCUGUGGUUAUUGCGAACGGGUUUUACGAGUGGAGCGCUGCAGAUGCCCCUGGUGAGCAACAGGACGUGGGUAAAAUCAAAACAAUGACGAAAGCAUCCCGAAUACCCUAUUUUAUCUAUCACGGUGUUACAAAGAGAGAGAGCAAGGACCACUUGGCGCCUCGGAACGCGCACGACAUGAUCGACCGACCGUUGUUUAUGGCCGCCUUGUUCGUUGAGGAGACAGAGAUGAAUCGAUUUGCGAUUUUUACUGUCGCAGCCAGCGACAAAAUUCAGUGGAUGCAUAACCGCAUGCCGGCACUUUUGGAAACCGAGGAUCAGCUCCAGGCAUGGCUCGACGUUGAGCAGGUGCCUGCUCGUGUGGCGGUGCAUCGUUGUCUGCAGCCGACUGAGCAAAUCGUUUGGCACCCUGUAUCGAAUACAGUGUCUUCCGUCAAGAACGAAGGUCCGUCAUUGAUAGAGCCUCGACGCGAUGAGCCCGGAAAAAAACCCGGCCUUGAUAUCCGAAGUGCUUUUGCCAGAGGAUUGAAACGCUCUCCCUCCGCACAAGAUCUCCAAGCGCCGGAGACGAAGCAAAUGCGGCAUACGUACCAAGCGAAUCGAUAG
This is a messenger RNA of Cyanidioschyzon merolae strain 10D, 921 nucleotides long. RefSeq lists its product as hypothetical. Lineage: Eukaryota; Rhodophyta; Bangiophyceae; Cyanidiales; Cyanidiaceae. Gene Ontology annotation, biological process: DNA damage response. The coding region runs from base 1 to 921 and encodes 306 amino acids. The transcript has a single exon. Gene Ontology annotation, molecular function: single-stranded DNA binding. The record is from RefSeq and is a predicted model, not a curated record.